UCCCGGCAGGUUUCUGGAGCUACAAAGAGGAACCGCAGUAUUUAACCAAGGACGUUGAAUUCGUUACAGCCUCGCAGUGACAAAUAAUCCACUAAUAGCAGCGACAAUGAAUAGCAAUAUUAAAAUUGUUCGUUCCCUCGUGCAAGAGCUGCGCCGGGUCUCGCAGACUAAAAAUACGAAAGAGAAUGCAAUGUUACGGUAUAUCAUGGAACAGGCGCAUGCACAUAAAGAAACGUCCCAAGUUUUGUGUAAAGCGCGAGAGGAAUUGAAGAAUUUAGCAGAGAUGUAUCUUUGUUAUUUGAGAUCUCAACAGGCGUGUAAAGAGAUUCAUAAGCAGUACGCUGGUAAAGGUGAACGUAGCAUAAAGGAAACUGCGGACCUCGUGGGUUUUAAGCUACCCCACGAUCCAAAGUAGAAUGGAUCAAAAUAGAAAUCUUUUAAUUGUUGUUAGCGAUGACGACUAUUUGUACUUUGUAUCGAUCUGUAUUUAUUGUACGUCUAAAAUAAUCUAAAUAGUGAUUUAUCAUUACAGAUAU
This is a messenger RNA of Wasmannia auropunctata (little fire ant), 536 nucleotides long. Its product is annotated as UPF0562 protein C7orf55. The record is from RefSeq and is a predicted model, not a curated record. Gene Ontology annotation, cellular component: mitochondrion. The coding region runs from base 107 to 415 and encodes 102 amino acids. NCBI's taxonomy places the organism in Eukaryota, Metazoa, Arthropoda, Insecta, Hymenoptera, Formicidae. The transcript has 2 exons.